Messenger RNA from Leishmania braziliensis MHOM/BR/75/M2904, 1440 nucleotides. RefSeq names its product putative 2-oxoisovalerate dehydrogenase alpha subunit. The transcript has a single exon. The record is from RefSeq and is a predicted model, not a curated record. NCBI's taxonomy places the organism in Eukaryota, Euglenozoa, Kinetoplastea, Trypanosomatida, Trypanosomatidae. Gene Ontology annotation, molecular function: oxidoreductase activity, acting on the aldehyde or oxo group of donors, disulfide as acceptor. The coding region runs from base 1 to 1440 and encodes 479 amino acids. Gene Ontology annotation, biological process: branched-chain amino acid catabolic process.
AUGCUCCGCAUCUCACGGGUAGCGCGCUGCAACGCACUCGCUGCCGCCAUCGCCGGCCGUGCCUCGCUAAGUGACGCGUUCCGCCAAGUGCAGAAUGUGUGGAACGUUGACUUCAAGGAUGGCCCGGUGACCACAAGCACCUUAACAUUCAAUGAGGAGCCUGACCCGGCUGCGCCAAUCUUUCAUGUGCUCGACUUGCAAGGCCGUGUCGUUUUGGACGACGUGAUGGGCUGCGGGGUCGCUGGGACAUCGUUUUCAGACGUCAACGAGGCUAACAAAAUUGAGCUGCAGAACGCCGAACAUGGCGAGAUAUUUCGAUAUCGCCUAAAGGACGAAGCCAGUGUCAUUACUCGCCAAGUAGCAGAGCGCAUGAUGUUGGCGAUGCUGACGCACAACACGAUGGAUAAAAUCAUGCUUGAAGCGCAGCGACAGGGCCGCAUCUCCUUUUACAUGACGAUGUUCGGCGAGGAGGCAGCCGUUAUCGGUGCGGCUGCUGGACUGGCCAGCAACGACGAACUCUUUGCGCAGUACCGAGAGGCGGGUAUCCUGACGUACCGCGGCUACACAAUUCCCGAGUUCAUCGCACAGUGCAUGGGCAACUGCGAAUGCGACUUGAAGGGCCGCCAGAUGCCCAUCCACUAUGGCAGUACGCGUCUGCAUGCGCAGAUGAUCAGCUCCCCGCUCGCCACGCAGAUACCACACGGUGCCGGCGCAGGCUACGCGUUUCGGCUCGAUAACUUCGCGCUCGCGACGAGCCUGCCGUCUGGAACGCUGUUGUCCACGGUUCCGGAGGCGCGCAUCUGUGCCACCUUCUUCGGCGAGGGCGCCGCGAGCGAGGGCGACUUCCACGCUGGACUGAACUUUGCUAGCACCGUUGGCUCGCACACCCUUUUCUUUGCACGCAACAAUGGCUAUGCCAUCUCCACGCCAACCCACAGCCAGUACAAGGGGGAUGGCAUCUUGAGCCGUGCGAUGGGCUACGGUAUCCCGGCCGCCCGCGUCGACGGCCUCGACGCGCUGGCAGUAUACCACACAGUGCGCAAGGCACGUGAGAUGAUCCUGAACAGUCACCGACCUGUCCUGGUGGAAGCACUGACGUACCGCCUCUCGCACCACUCGUCCUCGGACGACAGUAAUGCGUACCGCUCGCGGGACGAGAUUGUGCACUUUGCGGAGACCUUUAACCCCAUCCAGCGCUUUGAGCAGUUCAUGACCCAGCUCGGCUGGUGGACACCCGAGCAGUCAAAGGAGAUUGUCGAGAAGACGCGCAAGGAGGUACUCAGCGAGCUACGUCGGCAAGAGAAGCUGCCCGCAUGGCCGGUCUCCACUCUGUGCGAUGACGUCUUUGAAUACCCAACACCAGAGCUGGAGCGGCAGAAGGCGCAGCUGGUGGAGCACUACGAGGCGCAUCGGUCUACCUACGAUCAGGAAACGCUCUAG